This is a messenger RNA of Corythoichthys intestinalis (scribbled pipefish), 1754 nucleotides long. Its product is annotated as abl interactor 1-like. The record is from RefSeq and is a predicted model, not a curated record. Bases 147 to 1334 code for a protein of 395 amino acids. Gene Ontology annotation, molecular function: signaling adaptor activity; SH3 domain binding. The transcript is spliced from 10 exons. NCBI's taxonomy places the organism in Eukaryota, Metazoa, Chordata, Actinopteri, Syngnathiformes, Syngnathidae. Gene Ontology annotation, cellular component: actin-based cell projection; SCAR complex; lamellipodium. Gene Ontology annotation, biological process: neuron migration.
UAUACGUUUUGCCAUUUGUUAAGUAAAGUAAAGUAAAUGUAUGCAGCAUGUUAUUACCAAAGUAACUGCUGUAUCCGAGGGCACAUGAAGGCAUCAGCACGCCGGCUCGCGAAAGCCUGUGGCGGGCGGCAGUCAAACAUGUAAAGAUGGCGGAGCUGCAAAUGCUUCUGGAGGAGGAGAUUCCCGCGGGGAGAAGGGCUCUCCUUGACAGUUACCCCAACCUGGUGAGGGUCGCGGAGUACUGCGAGACCAACUACGUCCAGGCGUCGGACAAGCAACAAGCCCUGGAGGAGACCAAGCGCUAUGCCACACAGUCUGUGGCUAGCGUGGCGUACCUCAUCAACACGCUAGCUAACAACCUGCUGCAUGUGCUCGACAUCCAAGCCGCGCAGCUGCGGCGUGUGCACGGCGCCAUCAACCACAUCUCGCAGACUGUGGACGUCCACAAAGAGAAAGUGGCGCGCCGCGAGAUCGGCGUCCUGACGACCAACAAGAAUGCCAGCCGCGCCCACAAGAUCGUAGCUCCGACCAAUCGGGAGCGGCCGCUGCGCUAUGUGCGCAAGGCCGUCGAUUAUGGCGCGCUGGACCACGUCGGGCACGGCGUCAAGGGCUUAUUGAAGUUGAAGGUGAACGGGAACCAGGAAAAUAUGAGGGGGUCCCUUUCAAGCCCCCCUGGGACGGGACGCGCCAUCUUUGGAGGCAGCAGCAGAGAGAACAGUGGCAGCGGGCCUAUCGCCGUGGCAACGCCAUCCCCUCCUGCUGUCUUUCCGGGUGGGGUGGUGCCUCAGUUCUUCAGCAUGAACCGCCCCACGCCUCGCCAGCAGACCCCACAGGUGGGCGGUUCUCUACCCUACCGCCGCCCACCUUCUGUCGGCGGACAGCCUAUCAGCACGCAGAGCCACCAGGUCAACGGCGCGCCCGUCUACAAUGGGCAAAGCCCGGUGUCCCCCCCGACACCAUCCUUCAUCCCAUUUAUGCCUCAACUUCCUCUAACGGGUUUCGUGGCCCGCCUGCAAGGAUCAAUCGCAGACACGCCCACUGAGGAGACCACUAAGGCCCCUAUGGGGGAGGAUGCAGGAGAUUCAGCAGUGGCAGAGCACAGCGAUCCAUAUGAGGAAGGCGACCCCCAUUGGGCCCCCAGAAACUACCUGGAGAAAGUGGUGGCCAUCUACGACUACACUGCAGACAAGGAGGACGAGCUAUCCUUCCAAGAGGGUGCCAUCAUUUUUGUGCUGAAGAAAAACGAGGAUGGCUGGUUCGAGGGUAUCAUGAACGCCACCACUGGACUUUUUCCUGGCAACUACGUCGAGGCCAUCAUGCACUAUGCCGACUGAGAUUUUUUUUCUUACUGUGUUGUUGAUGUUGUGAAGUGGACCCAAGCGGACAUUUUGUCCACUUUUCAAGUUUACAGUGCCUGUGCAGUGUUUACAUCUAUACACGUUUUGUAUGUUCGUGUUCGAUUUUCUAUUAUUCUUGUGCAUUUGUGCCCUUUAAAUGAUGGAUUUGUGCCAUGCGUGUCAAUGAAGUUAUUUCCGCUCAAAAAUCAAUUCUAUAUUGAAAUCAGGUCUGUUUCAACUGUGGCAAAUAAAAUAUAUGCAGUAUAUAUUGUGAUAUUUCGUGCUAAAGCCUUGUAUUGUGUAGCUUCUGAUCAUUAUGUAUUGUGCUUUAAAAAUCCCAUUAGACAAACAAAAUGGCUGGCAAGCAAACUAUUGAUCUUGUUUAAUUAAUCUUUUUUGUCGUCCAUAUUCGCUGUA